Molecule: messenger RNA, 840 nt
Organism: Aphanomyces astaci
Lineage: Eukaryota; Oomycota; Saprolegniomycetes; Saprolegniales; Verrucalvaceae
Exons: 1
Coding region: 118-750 (210 amino acids)
Biological process (GO): carbohydrate metabolic process
Cellular component (GO): extracellular region
Molecular function (GO): cellulose binding
Source: RefSeq, a predicted model, not a curated record
CUCGUCCUCACUUCACAUUGUUCAAGCGUCGUCGAUCUAGGACCUAAUCUGGAACAUUUACAACACCAAGUAUAAGUACGCUGUGGUAUCAUUUCCCAAUUCGCUCGCAGUUGUCUCAUGCGUUCUACCUCAAUUGGCGCUUGGGCCUUGGCUUUGCUGUGCAUGUCGACCUACGUCCACGGUUGCACGAACGUGAGUGUGGAAGGCGACGCCACGUACUGCGUUGAGGGGGCCAUUUGUGGCGACGAAGGGGAUGCUUGCCCCAACCAAGGCGAUGUGGCAGCAGCCAACUGCGUGUCUAACAUCAAGAGUUUCGUGGCCAACGGCCAAUGCGUGGCCCCUGUCACUGCAACGUGCCAACGAAUCAAGUCCGGCGCCCGGGGCUGUGUGUUUUCGACCUCCCCUAGCACCCCCACUCCCAUUACCACGUUGCCAACCGUCCCACCAACGACGGAGGCACCUUCGGGUUCGCUCCCUUCGUCAACUAAAACGACAACCACCGCCCCCACGUCGGCGACACCAACGCCCAUUAUCACCCCUGUCAACUCGACCAAAUCCAAUUCCACAGGCCGUGCAAUCGAAACAAUCACAUUUCCUCCCCAAAUGACGACAACGGCACCGGAACUACUAUGUGCGGAAAAGUGGAGUCAGUGCAAUGGCCAGAAUUGGCCGAACGGCGUCUGUUGCAAGGACCAAGGGUGGCAGUGUGUCUACCACUCGGACGUGUAUUCGCAAUGCUUGCCAAACUAAUGUUAGCAGUUUGCCCUUCCUACGGAGAACUAGUACAGUAUGCACAAACUACGUAAAGAUUCGAAUGCGAUAAGAAACUUUGCAUUGUCA